Chironomus riparius is the source of this 2566-nucleotide messenger RNA. Lineage: Eukaryota; Metazoa; Arthropoda; Insecta; Diptera; Chironomidae. The record is from the annotation of a GenBank genome assembly.
AAAAAUUUUAUUUCUUAAAGUAAGCUGAUUUUUUUGUUUAAAAAAGUGAAAGUUCAACAUUUGAAAAACCAUAAAAAAGUUUUAUAAAAGUCUUAACUGUAAGGAACCAAUUUUCGUGGAUUUCAGCAUUGAGGAACACUCUGCAGUGACAAUCAUAUGACAAUCUCUAAUGGAAUCUCAAAGUGAUCAUUAGUGAUGCUUUUUAUCAUCAAAUGAUAAAGAAGAGAAGAAGAUAUCACAAGAGGAAGUUUGGAAAGUGAACAAAGAAAUAUUUGAACAGCAUCAACUGUAUAUUAAAUAAGAAAAUGAAUUUCAUUCAUAAAAUUUUAAUGCUGCAACAUCAUGUGACAUUAAAUAGCAUCAUAAGCCGAGUCAUUUUUAUAUUAGUGAUAUUAUCGUUAGGGCAUAGCAUCCAGAUUAAUGAUGUAGUAUUAAGUAAGUCACCAUCACAAAUUUCCAGUAGCAAUGUGACAAGACUGAAAAGCAACAGCAGUGAAGUCAACAGUGACGAGAAGAAUAUUUUUCAAAUAAAUUUAGAUGACAAAGUCAAUAAAUAUAAAAAAGUAUCAGAUCAUAAAAAGUCGAGUAUCUUUACGCCAUGGAGCUCAUGGAGCGAUUGUGAUAGACGAUGUAAGCAAAAGAGAACGAGAAAAUGCAUAAAAAGGAGAAAGUGUGGGAGUGUGAAACAAACUGAGGAGAGAAUUUGUGAAGAGUACUUAUGUCAAAGAAACAGUAACUCCAAUAGUAAUCAUAAAAAUAGAUAUAAAAAACGCAAUAAAAAUAUUGAAUUAGAUCAGUUCGAUCCAUAUAUUGCUGACGAUGAGUACGAUACGAAUGACUUUAAUGAUGAUGACGUGAGACUUAAACGCCAUGAAAUAGAAAAUAGCAAUCGUAUUGUUAUGAAAGUCGUUAAACAAGGAGAUUAUCAGUAUAAACAGUUUGAUCAUCGAAAGUCUGGUGGACGAGGUCUUGGUGAUAUUCAACAGAGCUUCUUUUUACCCGUAAAUUUAACAUUCUAUAAUUCACAAAUAUCUCAUAAAAAUUCCAUCAAAUUAAAAAGUGGAUUUUCAGCAUAUAAUAAUAAUGAAGAUUAUAUUGACGCCGACUAUAGCGAUAUGGCUGAUAACAGCAACAAUAAUUUUAAUGCAAAUAAUGAUGAAUUCGAUGAAGAAACUGAUAUGAAAGCUGGUGUCGAAAGAGGCAAGAUUAAAGCUGUAUUUGAAGUGCCACGAAAGCCUGUAUCAAAUUAUAGUAAAUGGAGUCGUUGGAGCAAAUGUUCCCCAAAGUGUAUUACGAAACGCUACAAAAAAUGUCGACCGCAUGCCAGACAGAUUUGUAGCAAUGACAUUAUCCGUGAAGUCGCAUAUUGUUAUACUGAAGGAAGCUUUUGUGAGGAAUGGAUAAGUACGCAAAUUACAAAAUUAAAUGGUGUGGAAACUACAACUCGAGUAACGACGACAGUUCCUACAACAACAAUACGAUCACCUCGAGCAUCGCGUCGUACAGAAUCACCUUUAUCUAAUUCCAUUUCAAAUUUUUAUGGACCUGGAAAGAGAAAAAAUAAAACAAGCUUAUCAGACAAUCGUGCACAAAAUUUUCAAUGUGGAUUUCCAUCAAUUCGCAAUAAAAAUUCAGAUUUUACACUAAAAAUCAUCGGUGGAAAAGUAGCUAGACGUGGUGCUUGGCCUUGGCAGGUUGCAAUUCUUAAUCGUUAUAAAGAAGCGUUUUGUGGUGGAACUCUGAUAUCGCCAAAUUGGGUCUUGACAGCCAGCCACUGUGUCCGAAAACGUCUUUAUGUCAUCCUCGGCGAGCAUAAUUUGAACGUUAAAGAAGGAAGUGAAAUUGAAUUUAAAAUUCAAACAUCCAUAAAGCAUCCAAAGUACAAUAAGAAGACAGUCGACAGUGACAUAGCCUUGCUCAAACUACCGCAAAGCGUGGAAAGAUCACAUUUCAUAGGCUUCGCAUGCCUGCCUGAGAAGUCACAACAAUUGCCAGUUGGGCAGUCUUGUAAAGUGAUCGGGUGGGGAAAGCGAAAGCAUUCAGAUGAGUCGGGUACUGCAUUACUUCAUGAAGCUGAGGUUCCUAUAAUAUCGAAUGAUGCAUGUAGAAAUGUCUAUUAUGAUUAUGUGAUAACUAAGAACAUGUUUUGUGCGGGAAGUCAUCGACGAGACACUUGUUCUGGUGACUCUGGUGGACCGAUUUUAUGCCGCGAUCCAAAGAGAACAAACAAGCCAUGGACGAUUUACGGUAUCACAAGCUUUGGAGACGGUUGUGGGAAGAAAAAUAAAUUUGGAAUCUACACAAAAAUUACGAACUAUGUCGACUUUAUUUGGUCAAUCGUUAAUUGCAAUGGACUAUGUGAGAACAAUAAUACUUUUUAAUGAGCAGCUUGUCUUGACUUGGUAGCGUACAUGCUAUCUAACUGACUCAACAUGCUUUCUACUCAAUCACAUAACUUUUUUUUUUGCUUUUCUGUAUAAAGAAUUCUAUAUUUUUGUAUUAUUAAACUUUAUUUAUGAAUGAUGAAUGACAAGAAUAUUAAUUAAACUAUAUCUGAGAGUAAUAA